Sorex fumeus (smoky shrew) is the source of this 2625-nucleotide messenger RNA. It is a transcript of the gene FSD2, whose product is annotated as fibronectin type III and SPRY domain containing 2. The record is from RefSeq and is a predicted model, not a curated record. Bases 64 to 2247 code for a protein of 727 amino acids. Gene Ontology annotation, molecular function: protein binding. The transcript is spliced from 13 exons. Lineage: Eukaryota; Metazoa; Chordata; Mammalia; Eulipotyphla; Soricidae.
CCUAGGUCCACCUAUUUAAGGACCAGCCACUGGUGGUUCCUGUCCAGGAGGACCCCUCUGGGUAUGGAAGAAGAGGCUGCAGGACCCCCUGCCCCCCGUGACUGCCACUACUACCCCUUGGACCUGUACGAUGCUGAGGACAGGCUGGCCCUCCUCCCCACAGACCUGGCCGGCCCGGCCCCGCAUCGUCCGCAGGACAAUGCUGAGGAGCUGGCCCAGUUGUACGGACUUGAGGACACGGAGGAGCUUGGGGACGAACUAGCAGAAGACGAGGUGCUGCAGCCCGGGCUGUGCGAGUUGGCACCAUACUCCCUGAGGAGGAGCCAGGCUACCCAUGAGCAGAGAGGCCGGAGGCCAGGCGGGGAAGCCAUGGGGACCGAGGACCUGGGCUGGAGUGGCUGGGGCCCGGCUGGUGCAUGCCAGGACCUGCGGGAGGCCUAUCGGUACACGCACGGCCGCGCCAGUGAGGACUAUGAGUGCUACGUCAUCCCUGAGGAGGAGGACGAGGAGGAGGCGCCUGAUGGCUUCUGCGUCACUUGCAGAAUUCCCGUGAGAGGCUCUGAGGCAGCUUCUGAGGAGCACCGGGAGCAUGAGGUGACCCCACUCAGCAAGGCCCUGGAAGGUGCCCGGGACGAGAUUCACAAGAACAUGUACAAGCUGGAGCAGCAGAUCCUGGAGAUGGAGAACUUUGCCAGUCACCUGGAGGAGGUGUUCAUCACUGUGGAGGAGAACUUUGGGAAACAAGAACAAAAUUUUGAGUCUCAUUACAACGAGAUCCUGGAAACGCUGGCUCAGAAAUACGAAGAAAAGAUCCAGGUUCUCGGGGAGAGGAAGAGAGAGAAGCUGGGAGCCCUGUACAGGCAGCUGGUAAGCUGCGGGGAGAACCUGGACACGUGCAGGGAGCUGAUGGAGACCGUGGAGGAGCUGUGCCACCAGGGCAAGGCUGAAUUCCUCAGGGAUGCUCUGGUGAUGGCUGACAGGCUGGGGGAGUUCCUGAAGACAGAGACGGACGUGGAGAUCACAGGGCAGCCUGACUUGGAGGACCAGACCUUGGACUUCUCGGAUGUGGAGCAGCUGAUGGAGCAUAUCCACUCCACCCCAGCUCCAUCCGCUCCCGUGAUAAACCCACAGGCCCCCAACUCGGCCACUGGGUCAUCGGUGCGCGUGUGCUGGAGCUUGUACUCGGAUGACACGGUGGAGAGCUACCUGCUGAGCUACCGGCCCGUGAGGGAUGGCUCUCCCGGGACUGAGUCAGCAGAGCUAACGAUGACUGUCAAAGAGACGUACUGCUCUGUGCGAAACCUGGCCCCCAACACCCAGUACGAGUUCUGGGUCGUGGCUCAAAACCAAGCCGGGUCUAGUCCCGCCAGCGAGCGAGCCGUGUACAUGACAGCGCCCUCCCCUCCGGUCAUCAGGACCCGGGAACUGCGGAGCUGCGAGGAGGCCGCACUCAUCUGCUGGGACUCGGGGAACCUCAACCCUGUGGACUCGUACACGGUGGAGCUGACCCCCGAGGAGACUCCUGACAUGUCGGGUGUGACUGAGUCUGUGGUGGGCAUCCCCACCUGUGAGGCCCUGGUACAGCUACAGCCACGGCAGAGGUACACCAUCUCCGUGCGGGCCCUCAACGUGGGGGGACCCAGUGCCCGCAGCCAGCCCGCCACCGUGCACACCACAGGCAGCUGUUUCCCCCUGGACCCCAACACCUGCCACCCCUGGCUGAGCAUCUCCGAGGAUGAAGACGGACUUAGGGUGGUGCGACGUGAGCAGAAACGCGCCGAGAAGGGGCCGCCCCCCAGCAGCACCCGCUUCUCCAGGUGUGUCGCUGUCCUGGGGAACCUGAUUCCCGUCCGAGGCCGCCACUACUGGGAGGUGGAGGUGGACGCGCAUCUGGACUACACAGUAGGCGUGGCGCUGGGGGACGUGCCCAGGCAGGAGGACCUGGGGGCCAACCGCCUCUCCUGGUGCAUGCGACACACAUCGGCCAGGCCACGGCCCAAGUAUGCGUUUCUGCACAACAAGACAACGCCAGACAUUUGGAUCACAGUGUCCCCGCGGAGGGUUGGUGUCCUCUUAGACUACGAGAACGCGAAACUCUCCUUUUUCAACGUGGACAUUUCUCAGCACCUGUUCACCUUCAGCUGCCCAUUUCCCCACUGCGUACACCCCUGCUUCUCUCUGGAGCAGCCCGGAAGCCUGAAGAUACACCAAGGCAUCCCUGUGCCCACAUGGGCUGCUCUCUACUAGACCCAGGCCUUCCGCCCUCGCCCGCCCGGAAUCCAGGAGCCCAGCACAGUACAGGCGCGUGGGAUUAACUAUCACGUCCCAUGGCCGGAGUCUCGCGCUGCCCGCUACCACCUGUGACCGCGCCAUGUUGCCUGCUGAGCUGUGGAGUGGCAGCGCGGACCCAGGACUGAGAGUCCUUUUUGCUAUCCACAGUUACAGUCCACUCAGCAGUUCCUCAUCAGCUGAAACUGCCUCGAGUAGCAUUAGGACAUGGCAAACGCAGCAAGUCUGAAUUCAGGAUUGUAAGGUUCUGUGGACUAUUCCACACGGAAUUUGGUGAUCCUGGAUAAAAUCUCAGCGCCUGACAUUUUCAAUAAAAUUUUAUCUGGUAAAGAAAAG